AUGUCUAAUACCCAACCUUCCAAAUCUCCCGGACAUUCUCCGGAUGGACAAAACAAACCCUCUCAAGAAGUAUCAAAUAUUCCAUUAGUUCAGUCACCAUUAUUAAACAUAUGUGCCAGUAAUGGCCCAGAAGAAUCACAAUAUCAACAACAACAAUUUCAACUUCAAAUCCAGCAACAGCCAGUCUAUCCACAACAACAACAACAACAGCAGCAGCAGCAACAACAACAACAACAACAACAACACCCCCAAAAACAGCAGCUCAAGUCUACCGAGAUAACGGCACAACCGUCCAAAGUAGAAAAAUUUCGUCGAACUCUAUGCACUACCUGCAAAAGUUUUGGUGAUUACAAUUGUAUUUAUGAUAAACCUGCUUCAAUUUCUUACGUUCGGCAUCUUGAGAAGCUAGUAAGAGAUCUCACGGAGUAUGUGGGUUUAUUCAGUUUACCUGGUAUUGGAGUUUUUGGUUCUGGGGGAACAUCAAUUCAAAGUCAUUUUAGCUUUGCUAAAGAACACUUUGGCAACAUAUCUACAAUUGAUUUUGACAACAUAGAAACACACAUGAAACGGGAAAACCGCCAGUAUCCUUUCACCAGUAGUAGUGAUAUGGUUCCAUCUCCAUCAACGAGUCAGCAAGGUUCAGGGCAGUCUCAAGACUCAAGAAUACAAAAGGGAUUAAGUAAAAAAGAUUCAGAUGACUUUUUAGAGCUUUUCAAUAGUGCUCCAAGUUUUUUGAAAACAAAUGAACAGUAUCGAAUUGAUUAUUUAAAAAGUGUUGCAAAAAAGGCCAUAGACUUAGAAGAAUACGCAUUAAAGUCCAUUUUACAAACCAACUUUGGAUAUAUUCCUUUAUCCACAGCAAAAAGGUGUUUACAAGUAUAUUGGUCUUGGAUAGACCCUAUAAACCUCACUAUCCAUCAUUCAUCAUUUGUCAAAAGCGCAGCCUCUUACUCUUCUUCAUUUCCUCAUGAUUCAAACAACUGCUUUUCUUUGGCAUUACUAGCGGGCAUUAUUUCUGAGUCUUUUUCUCUUUUAUAUGGUAAGGAGUCCGGUCUCUUAAAAAUAAUAAUUCAACAUGCCCAUUCACUACUUAUGCAGGAAAUUUUAUUUCCAGCAACUCUGGCGACUGUUACAGCUGCUUUGAAUAUGGCUAUUAGUUCCUUAAGACGUAACGAUUUCACUCAGGUUUGGGUAUUCACUGGUAUAGCAUAUCGUAUGGCUGAUGAUCUUGAUCUUUUUGCUACUCCUGAAGUUCAAAAUCCUUCAAUUUCUAUUGAAUCUGUUGAAGCUCGUAGUAGACUCUGUUGGGCUUUGUUUCUUUGGGAUCAGACAAUCAGUUGUUACAUGGACCGUCUUCCUUCCAUUCCCAAGCCACUUAAUUCCUAUGACAGUUAUAUCAUUGACACCAGUGGAGACGAUAAUCUUUGGCGACCUUUAAUUGAACCCAAAGGUAACAGGGUUUUAUUUUCCGAGCUUGUCAAGGACAUUCCAAAAAGUUAUUUUAUUUUUUCUUGUUUGGAAACAGGAAAAGGCAAGAGUAUUUCUGGAGUAAGUGGGAGCUCUAUUUCAUUAGAUGAAAUAAGCAGUAUUGAUGAUUAUGAGGGUACCGCUAAUGCUGGUCCUUCUUUGAAGAGGACUACUAGUGGAACUUUUAAAUCAGACAUCAAGGGAAAAUCGAUAUCGAAACGUGAUGAGCAUUCUUCUAAUGAUUCUUUAUGCAAUGCAACAGCUUCGCUAAAACUUAGACUCAAAAUCACAGAAAUUAUGCACGAAAUUCGUUUUUUAAUUUUUGGUCCCGGAAUGGAACCGCUUGUAUCUCAUGGCUCAGGGUUUUACGAUCCUCCUCCAUUGAGUAUAACGGUUGAGGUUACUGCGGAAGUGAGAAAGCAAUUAACUGCUUUAGUCAAUUUUUGGACUAGUGUCCCGGAUGAACUCAAAGUUUCUGGCAUGUUUCCACCAUCAGCUGAAGCUAUUGUUAAUCCCACUAACGUUGCCAAUUGCUUGCAAUAUUAUGGAAGUGUUGUAUUGAUUUACUCCGUUCUUCGUAAUUUGCCAGUAGAUGACACCAAAUGUCUUUCUUCCAAUCAUUCAGAAGACAUCGGUAAUGGACUUUCUGCUGUGUUUGAAAUCAUUCGGGUAUUGAUUGUUUACAUUAACAAUUUUGGCGAGCUCCGGAUAAACCAUUGGCACGAGCAUGCCCCGUUUAUUGCUGCAAGAUAUCUUUUUGAGCUACUCACACAGCAAGACAAUUUUGAAUCAGACCAGCGGGAUCAAGCGCUUACAUUUUUGAACAUUCUCAUGAAACUGCUACAAAGACCAGCGUUUCAAGUGCCAAGAUCUGCCGAGAUUUUGAGCCGUAUCAAUGAAAUGUUUACACCAGACCUUCAUAUUUCUGUACCAUCACAAAAUGUUCAGAGUCCUUCUAGCCAGCAGCAGCAACAGCAGCAACAACAACAACUACACCAGGAGUCAUUAUACGAGGUGGAGCAUCAAAAUCUAGCUUCAUCUGUAUCAGCACCAUUUUUUGAGCAAAAUCAUCAGGCUCAGUUUCCUACGCAAGUGAUUUCCUAUCCUCAAGAGAAUCCUAGCUCUCAACCAGCGUUAUAUCGUUUUCAAAAUGAGCAUGAUCAAGCUCACCCCUUGCUUCAGCAAAUGCCAGCGACUGUUUAUUCUUAUGUAGCAUCUACUCAGGAUCAAAACUUUCAAAUGCAGCAGCAGCAGCAGCAGCAGCACCAACAAUUUCAGCACCAACAACAGCAGAACAUUAUGCACCAACAGCAUUUGCAACAGCAACAACAUUUGCAACAGCAACAACAUUUGCAACAGCAACAACAUUUGCAACAGCAACAACAUUUGCAACAGCAACAACAUUUGCAACAGCAACAACAUUUGCAACAGCAACAACAGCAUCUGCAGCAUCAUUAUCAACAACCAUACUUUUUUGCCCCAGCUCAAAUCACCACAGGGGUUAAUCUUCAACCGGUAGUACUACAACCUCCAGCUGCGUUUAAUCCCCAGUCUACAUCGGCUCAUUCACAGGCAAUAGUUCCGCAACCAUUGUAUCCAAACCAAGUUAUAACGCCUGGUAUUUCAUUUGUGCCGCAACAUGCGCCCAGCCCACAAAACAUUUCUCCAGGGGGAAUGGGGAUUCUAUCUAUUGAUACAAAUGCAGGGGCAUCAUCAUCUGGGGCUGCUUCAUCGUCUAGUGCAACACCGGUAUCAGAUCCAUCGAUUUUCCGGUCUAACACGGGGGGGAUUGCCGCAGUUACAACAGUAUCAGCCGGGCAGGCUGUUUAUUCGGUUUCGCAAGCAAAUACAGGCAAUGAGUCUGGUAGAGCAUCUAUUGACUUGUCACAAGCAGUUAAACUUGAAGCACUGCCGGUACCAGGAGCAACUGAGCAUACUGUAAUAAGGCUGCCACAUUUUGGAGCGGUCCAACAGUACGCCAUGAAUCCUCCAGUUAGCCAACCAAUGGUUUUUGAACAGCAGUGGAGUCAUCAUCAUCAUUUUCUUCCAGCGAGCGAAAGCAAUCAACAAGCUCCAGUGGAGCCGCAGGAGCACACACAAAAGCAACCACCGAAUCAAUUGCAGCCUGGUCUGCAGUUUAUUUCAAUGGCGUCAGUCCAUCCAGUAGUGCAUCCGGAAGCAUCGAAUAGUUACGGUCAAAUGGGUAUAGAAGCCCCUAGAGAGGGUACUGAGUUGAUAGAGUCACACUUUGCAUCCAGGGUAGUUGGUGAACCAUUAUCAGGUGCACCCGAAAGCGUUAUUGAGUCUAAUGACGGUUCAGGCACAAAUGUUGUAGGCUCUGACCAAAAUACGGUUAUUCCAACAACAAAUUCACAUUAG
Magnusiomyces paraingens is the source of this 3846-nucleotide messenger RNA. RefSeq lists its product as uncharacterized. Gene Ontology annotation, molecular function: DNA binding; zinc ion binding. Lineage: Eukaryota; Fungi; Ascomycota; Dipodascomycetes; Dipodascales; Dipodascaceae. Gene Ontology annotation, biological process: DNA-templated transcription. The record is from RefSeq and is a predicted model, not a curated record. Bases 1 to 3846 code for a protein of 1281 amino acids. The transcript has 2 exons.